Coffea arabica (coffee) is the source of this 1498-nucleotide messenger RNA. The record is from RefSeq and is a predicted model, not a curated record. NCBI's taxonomy places the organism in Eukaryota, Viridiplantae, Streptophyta, Magnoliopsida, Gentianales, Rubiaceae.
AUGCAGUGGAGCAUGAUGGCACAAUCUAUCUACUCACAACCUAUUGCAUAUGUUCAGCAGCAGCAGCAGCAAGGCCGGUGCCGAAUCCUAAGAAUCAAUCCCCAACAACCCAGUGGUAAAAUCCAAGCAGAAGCUGGAGUAACGGAGUUCUAUGACCAUAAUGACGUUCAGUUCCAAUGUGCUGGAGUGGCGGUGCUUCGUCACACCAUCAAACCCAGAGGGUUCCUCUUGCCUUCUUAUACUAAUGCUCCCCUACUUGUCUAUGUGGCCCGAGUCAAUGGCUUUGAUGAUGAAUCCGGCCGCAGGCAGGGGAUUUUUGCGGGCCUGCGAUGCCUGGAUGUCCCGAAACAUUCCAGUCAUCCCAAUCUCAGUUUGAUAGGACAUAGAGGUUCCAAAACCGGCAUCAGAAGAUCGGACAGUGCAGACAGGGUGACAUUCUUGCACUCCCAGCCGGGGCAGCUCACUGGGUCUACAAUGAGGGAGAUCAAGACCUUGUUCUGGUUGUGCUGCAAGACACCACAAACGCAGUCAACCAACUUGACACAGAACGCAGGGUCAGGAAUUCAAACUGAUUUCAUGUGUGUUAAUGAGAUUGCCGGGAACCCGGAAGGCCAAAGCCAGGAACAGCAACAAGGGCAACAAGUGCAAUGGGGCAAGAAUAUUUUCAGGGGAUUCGAUGUCAAGACUUUAUCCGAGGCAUUUAAUGUCGACAAAGAAACAGCAAGAAAACUUCAAUCUGAAGAUGAUCAAAGGGGCCACAUUGUUGAAGUUGAUCAAGGCCUUCAUGUGCUAAGGCCUCCAACUACACAAGAACAAGAAGUGGGACAAUGGCAAGGCUACAAUGGCUUGGAAGAAACCAUUUGCACCGCCAGGCUCAGGGAGAUCAUCGACAACCCCUCCCGCACGGACAUCUACAACCACAGGCCACAAGCCGGACGCUUCCACACCGUCAAUAGCCUAAAGCUCCCCAUUCUCAGCUUCUUCAGACUCAGAGCUGAAAGGGGAGUCCUCUACAAGAAUGCUGUAUUUGCGCCGCAUUGGUAUGUGAACGCGAACGGGGUGAUGUACGUGACAAGGGGCGAGGGCAGGGUGCAAAUAGUGGACCACAGGGGGCAGUGCGUUUUGGACGAGCAGCUGAGCGAGGGACAGGUGGUGGUGGUUCCGAUGAACUAUGCGGUUGUGGAGCAAGCUGGGAAUAAUCAAGGAUUUGAGUGGGUUGGGUUCAAUACCAAUGACAACGCCAUGAUCAACACCAUCGCCGGGCGCUCUUCCACUUUCCGGGGUUUACCCACAUCCGUGGUCGCCAAUGCAUUGCAAAUUUGGGAAGAUGAAGCACAACAGCUCAAGUUUAACAGGGUGGAAACCAUGAUCUUCAGCCGUGAUCCUAGGUUCUAGGAUGUCUAGGUUCGGGAGAGAUCAAUUAGAUAAUAAUAAUAAUCGCAUGUUCCCUCUUUGCUUUGAUCUGAUAGUACGUUAAAAAAAAAAAGGGUCCGUAGUG